Messenger RNA from Fomitopsis serialis, 1743 nucleotides. RefSeq lists its product as uncharacterized. The transcript has 3 exons. NCBI's taxonomy places the organism in Eukaryota, Fungi, Basidiomycota, Agaricomycetes, Polyporales, Fomitopsidaceae. The record is from RefSeq and is a predicted model, not a curated record. The coding region runs from base 97 to 1482 and encodes 461 amino acids.
CUUCAGUACACUCCUGGCUUCAUAUGGACGGCGACCACUCGCACCAAGCUCUUCGCCCUCCGCCCCUAUCCGCCGCUGGGAGUCGUGCGCCCCGCCAUGAACCUCCUCGCACUCAACGACGACGUCCUCACGAACAUCGUGUUCUUCCUCGGCUGCCGCGAUGCCCUCAGCCUCUCCGCGACCGCCAGACACAUCCACCCCAUCGCGAAGCGACGCGUGCACACCGCCGUCGAGCUCCAUUUUCCCAUGCAGACGCCGCGCUUCUCCGCGCACAUGCUCGCCGACGUGCACAAUCGCGCUCAGCGCCUGCAGUGUCUCAUGGUCACCUCCAAGGCACUCUCAGUGGACGGUGGCGCGUUCAGCGCAGACUCGUCCUCCGCCGAUGCGCUCGCGGACCUGCUCGAGCAGACGACGAACCUGCGGGCACUCAGCUUGGGGUGCGCGUCCGCGCUCAUGAAGCUGGACGAACGUAUAUGGCCCGCGAUCGCCAACUUACUCACUCUGGAGGACCUCACCCUCGACGACAUGACGACAGACUCUACGCGCUUGCUACCCUCCCUCAAGGGCCAACCGAGCAGGCUCCGUAUGCGCUUCGCACAUUACCCGAGCGUCGUACCAGAUAUAAAGCCGCUCCACAGCGUUUUGGACUUGGAGCUCGAAGGCAUCACGAUGCUGCACGACCCUGUGAAGCCUACCUGGCCUGUCUGGCCAAACGUACGCCGUCUUGGCAUGGACAACACCUCUGUCACGAUGUCCACUCUCCUUCACACUUUCCCCAAUGUCCGCAAAUUCGUCCUCGGGCGCGCUAGCAUCACGGAGCCGCAUUGGAAGCUGCUCGAAAACAAGGACGGCCAAAUGACGUGCUGGCCUGACCUGGACUACGUCUACGGACUGCCUUACUACUUCGGCGAUUUUGGGACCGGCGACUGGCCUGUGUGCUGCCCUGUACAAUGGCUGAAUUUGAUAGCAGCCAGCUGGGAAAAGCCGCAGCAUCGCCCGGCACUGUUGCGCGCGAUGAAGGUCCUGCCGCCUGCUGCGCUGAGCUUCCGCUUCCAGGACGUCGGAACGACCUCGUACUCGUUCUUCGUCGAUCUUGUGCAGACCGCGACGCGCAUGAGGAGUCUCGAGAUUGUGCUCGUCAUUUCAGCUAACGUAGGGGCGAGUGAUUUUCAGUGGCUGGAAGGACUAAUGCUCUCCCGCGUCGUGUGUCUCAAAAUAUCCUUGGACCGUUCGAGUUGGAAGUGUACGCAAACCAUUGAUCCCGAAAAGCUGGUUCGCACGAUUCCCUCAGUACAAUAUCUUUCGCUCCCACACUUUGGCGACGCGGACAGACUGGGGGAACACAGGUGGUGGAGAGCUGUCGGUAGGGCCAUGGAGCGGACCACACAACCUAUCCCGAACCGCAUUGGCGAUCGCGUGCUCGAUUACAUCCGUUCGCCUCAGUAUGACCCUAUCACGAACUUAGACGACCUUGCGCAAUGAAAUCCACCCUUCCAAGUGUAUUAUGACUUUCCCCCCGCCUCUCCACAUCCUGUGUUACCCCGCAUGCCAAACUCCCCAGACCUUUACCCAGACCACGCCCCAACAGCAACAAGUCCCGAUCGCAUCGAACUCAUUUACGCAUUUUAGCUUCUUGAUCGCCCAGGCUUCGCUCGCCACCCUCUUCCUGUCAGCCGGCGGCGGCCUCGGCCCGCCGCACAGCGGGCUCCUCGGACUCCGGAGGACGCGAGUACCUUCCGGACG